Stegodyphus dumicola is the source of this 4686-nucleotide messenger RNA. RefSeq names its product receptor-type tyrosine-protein phosphatase T-like. The record is from RefSeq and is a predicted model, not a curated record. Gene Ontology annotation, biological process: protein dephosphorylation; motor neuron axon guidance. Gene Ontology annotation, molecular function: protein binding; protein tyrosine phosphatase activity. NCBI's taxonomy places the organism in Eukaryota, Metazoa, Arthropoda, Arachnida, Araneae, Eresidae.
CAGCAUGAAAUUCAUGCUUUGAAAGUAUAACUUACCCAAAUGUGCUUUUUCUGCAUUGAGCAAGAUGAAAAAAGUAGGAUAUAAUUUAUAUACGGUAUUUGGCGUUCUCUUAUUAGCAUGCAAAAUAUCAGGUGAUCUACGUGAUCUGAAAAAUGGCUUCAGAUGUCGAGAAACAGCAGAAAUUUUUGGGAAAACAAGAAAUCACAUUUUUGAGGUUCACUGCAGAUAUCCUUGCUUGAGAACUGAUGAUAAAAUUCAAGUCUGGGGAACAAAUAUUUUUUCUUUGAAUUCAUCUGUAUGCAAAUCAGCCCUUCAUGAUUUAAGAAUAUCCAUAUGGAAUACGAAUGCGAGAGACGUUCGACUGAGUUUCAAACACUUCAAGGGAAUAAAUAUGGGUUCAGUUCGAUUUGGAUACAUGUCAAAAGACUUGAAUGCAGUCAACGAAACUUUUGUUUUCGAAUUUGUGAGUCCAAGAAUCACAGAGAGAUUAUUCGAUAUAGUGUCAGUGCAUGAAGAUUUUCUUCACGGGAAAGGGGAAAACCAUACCCAGUAUUGCUUUGUAGCUUCAAAUGCUCCAACUAUGAAGAUGAAUUUUCAGCCAUUUAAGAAAAGAAACCUUCUUGAACCACAACAGUUUACGCAGAGAAUUUUUUCCAUUGAAGGAAAUUCUACUGCGUUUGAAUAUACGUGGUCUGACGAAGAAUCUGUAGAACAUACAUCUGGAGGUUUUGAAUGCAUACCAGAAUAUUCAACUUUAUCAUCUGUAACUUCCAUAGCCUUUAGAAGUGAUGCCUUCUUUCUUCCUCGUAAAUUUUCAAUAACUGCAAGUAUAAAUGAUACAGUUGUUUUGACACUGGAAGAGCAGGAGAAAAAAAAUUUUGCACAGUGUGAAACAAUCUGGAUGAGGGAUGGAAAGCCGCUGAACAGAGAAUUAUUCAAACGUAUACAGAGGACUUCAAUUACAAUCAACACAUCUGACACUAGUUUUGCUGGUAUAUAUAGCCUCGGAUACAAAAAUUAUUCCUCUCUGAGACGUGGUUUUAUACGAUUGAUCGUGAGAACUUGCCCCAAUGGAAAGUUUGGCAGCAGUUGUUCAGAAAACUGUCCUCAUUGUUUAAAUGGUGGAGUAUGUCAUGACCUCACAGGUGUUUGCAUUUGUGCUCCUGGAUUUAAUGGCACUUUAUGUGAGAAAGCCUGCUUUCCUGGUUAUUUUGGAAAUGAAUGCAAUUUACAAUGCUCUGUUCAAAAUGAAGAACAGGAAUUUGAAGCUUGCAUUGGGAAAUUGCUAUGCUUGCCCGAUCCAUACGGAUGUACAUGUGCUGCGGGGUUAAGUGGACAUUUUUGCAAUGAGAGCUGUCCUCCAGGAUUUUAUGGUGCAAAUUGCAAUGAAAAACAGGUAGGUCAUUGUGAGGAAGGAAACUACAGUAUAUAUUCUGGACUUUGUGAAAAUGCAUGUGCUGAUGGUUGGCAUGGAAUUUAUUGCAAUGAAAGUUAUCCUGUUUUAACACAUUUACCUCAGUUGCUAAACGUUUCUAAAUUUAGUAUUAGAAUUUCAUUUGAAGAGUGGACUAAUGAAACUGGAAUAGGUUAUGGCACACCGAAAUAUUACCAAGUAAUAUAUAAGGAAAUGAUUAAUGGUUCUUGGCAAUUUGGACCACUGAUUGAUACAUUAGAAGGAACCAAAAAUUAUGAAGUAGAGAUUAUCAAUUUACUACCAGGCAAACAAUAUUUUGUAGCGGUUAUUGUCCGAGAUAUUAGUGGCAAUGCUCAGAAGUAUGAUCUUAGUAUGCUAAAUGUUACAACUGUUUGUGAUCGGCCAUUAUCUCCUCCUACAAAUAUCCAGUUUUAUACUGAUGGCAGAAAAAUAAACUUAAAUUGGAAAAUUCCACCAGCAGAAAAAUGGAAUUGUUGGGAUAUUGAAAGUGUGAUUAUUCUCAAUGAAAGCCAGUCAAAUAUUAGUAUAAAAAAUACAACAAAGGGUUUAUUUUAUUCAUUCUUAUCGGACAUCUUUAUGACAUGGCAAAUUCAGAUAUGUCUUUCGCCUAUGGACGAAAGAUCAGAAGAUAUCAUCUGCUCAGAUUUUAGAACUGUAACUGUUAAAGGUGACGUCCCUGGAGCCCCUGAAACUGGAUUUGUAUUUCAAGAGACAGAUUCAUCAUUUGUUGUCAAAUGGAAAGAACCCAUGAUUAAAAAUAAUUUUACCAAAUAUAAAAUUACUUUGCUUGCUGUGGACAGUUUUAACAUAUCAUAUAUAGGUUACAAAAGACAUAUAGUUCUGAACGAAAAAGUUAGAACAUUUCUAUUUGAUAAUCUUUUACCAGCUACAUCAUUUACACUUCUUAUUCAAGCUGGAAAUGAAGCUGGUUUUGGAAUCCCUCUGCAUUUACUGACUUCAACAAAGAAAACAGCUCCUGUAAUAAGUAUACCCUUUGAAAUUUUAAAAUCAAGAGGUCCAGAAGUAGUGAUUAAAUUGGCUUCUGCAGAAACUUCUGGCAUCAGCAUAAGCGCUUAUUUCAUAGUUAUUGUUCCUGUGAUUACUAAUGAUUCUUUGGACCAUAUUAUAUCUGAUAAUAUAUAUCAUGUAAUGAGUUGUUCAAGUUCUAUUAAUAUAACAUCUGUGUAUGUCGCUGGUAAAAUUAAUUAUGUUCCCCAAAAUGGUACAUGUUUUACAAUUGGAACUGGAGUCUGUGAAAAUGGUUAUUAUAAUCCACCUCUGAAAUUUGGAAUGACAUACAAAAUAGGAAUAUCUGCGCUACUUCUUUAUGGCCAAGAAAGUUUGAUAAGUGAUAUAAAUUAUAUUCCUGAGCUUUUAAAAAUAGAAGUUAGUCAUCCUCAAAAGGCACAUAAUAUAUUGGGAAUUUCCUUUAGUGUAUUGAUUCCUUUGUCAACUGUACUUGUUAUUGGUGUGCUUUUCUAUUAUUACAAGAAAUAUGCAACUCAAAAUUUCUCUGAUCUGAAUGUUAAAUUUUUUUCUUUCAAUGAGACAACCGAACAUGAAUUUUCUGCAUGUAAUGAAGCUUUGGAUGAAAUGGCUAUUAUUGAGACAGAAUCAGUUUGUGAAGAUCUGACUAACAGGAUUGCAGUAAAAGAUCUAUUGCAGUAUUUAAAAAACAAUAUACAAAAUAAUAAGAUCAAAGAUGAAUUUUUGCGUCUUCCGAAAGGACAAAUUUAUCCAUGUAACACUGCAAAAAUGUCAAAGAAUAAACCAAAGAAUAGAUAUAGAAACAUCCUACCAUAUGAUCAUAGCAGAGUUAUUCUGGAUGUUAUUGAUAAUAAUCCUCACUCUGAUUAUAUUCAUGCUAGUUAUAUUGAUGGAUACAAGAAGUCCGAAAAAUAUAUUGCAACUCAAGGGCCUGUAGCUUCAACAAUCAUAGAUUUCUGGCGCAUGAUUUGGAAGGAAAAUUCAUCUAAAAUACUCAUGACAACUAAUUUGGUAGAAAGUGGAAAGGUAAAAUGUGAAAAAUAUUGGCCUGAUGAAGCAGAUGUGUAUGGAAAGAUAUUUGUAGAACAUCAAUGUACGUACAGUUUGGCAGAUUUUACUGUAAGAACAUUCUGCAUAUCUAAAGGUCAAGAAUCCAGAGAAAUUAAGCAUUAUCACUUUACCACUUGGCCUGAUCAUGGUGUACCUUCCAAUACAACACCAUUUGUAAACUUCUUGAGAAAAGCACGUGCAUACGAUAGCAAGACUGAGAGUCCAGUUGUAAUCCAUUGCAGUGCAGGUAUUGGGCGUACAGGAACUAUCAUACUGUUAGACAGCAUGAUUGAAAUGGGUCAGAAGGAAAAUCAUGUUGAUCCUUUAGAACAAUUAUGUGCUAUGAGACGGCAGCGUAUGAAUAUUGUGGAAAAUUUUGAUCAAUAUUUAUUUGUGCAUUAUGCGUUAGUUGAAGAAUUGUGCAUUGGACAAACUUCCAUCAAAUGUGAUGUUUUUAAAAAUGAAUACAGAAAUUCAUUACAAAAUGAAAAAAUAAAUUUACAUCUUCAGAAACAAUUUCAGAUGCUAAAUGAAUUAUGUCCGCAUUUAUUGUACAAAGAUAUGCAAGCUGCUUAUUUGUUGGAAAAUCAAGAGAAAAAUAGAUAUAUGCAUAUCUUACCUGCUGAUUCCUCUCGCCCAUUUUUACCAAGAAAUUAUGAAAAUUCAGGCUACAUAAAUGCUGUGUUUGUUGAUGGAUACAGAUGGAAAAAUGCUUACAUAGCUACUCAAUAUCCUCUUCCUCAGACAAUUGUUGACUUUUGGAGUAUGAUCUAUGAAAUAAAAUCUACUGUUAUUGUACUCUUACAAGACAUUGAUAUCCAAGAUUCGAAAAAUCCACAACUAUGGCCAUCUUCUGAUCUGGAAGUUUUUGGCAACCUUCAAGUUGAAUGCCAGAGUGUAAAAACAGAAGAUAAUACAAUAGUUAGAGAACUAUACUUGAGAAUUCCAAGUGAGAUGGAAGAGAAAGAGCCACUACCUGUGAAUAUUUUUCAAGUACUUAACUGGCCAGUUACUGAUAAUUUGCCUUCUGAUACUUCUUCUCUGCUGUCAGUAUUAAAGAAAGUAAAUCCAUCGCAAUGUAAACUGCCUAUUACUGUAAUAUGUUUGUAAGUAUAUCAUUCAGCAAUUUCAAAUAAUAUUGUCAGCUAUUCUGAAUGUACAUUAUCAUUACAUUCUGGAGUUAUAGUAUAAAGUAUUUCUCUUUUGUUCCACAU